UAUAUAGUUUCAAUACAAGCAGUUGUGCGGAUAGUAUUAUCACGCCGGCAAGCAUUUAAGCAUAACCCUUUAUGGAUGUGGGAUGACCCUCGACUAACAACGACGGCAGUCAGGUUCACAGAGCUCCUCGCAACACAGCACGCGGGGCACGGCACGGCAGUAAGGUCGGCGCUGUGCCCUAGCUCUCGUGUUCGUUUUAUCAUGAUCUACGCGCUAUUGAUAGUGCUGGCUCAGACCCCAACGACCUCGGCUCCUCCAACUCCCGACAACGACAGCGAUCACCUGACAACAUAUCUUCACAAUGGACACACGUGUGUCAAGUGUAAGCCAGGGACAUUUCUUACUGACCACUGCACAAGUAACUUCAAGUCCUCGGAGUGCGCGUCUUGCCCGCCCGACCACUUCCAGACGCACUACACCCGGGCCAGGUGGUGUCAGCCCUGCCACGCCCACUGUCUCCACGACGACAAUAUGAUUGAAGUCAAGGGGUGCUCGGCUACUGAAGAUCUAGCCUGCAAGUGCAAGGAGGGAUACUAUGAAGAGAGAUUGGCGAAUGGACAUUCACUGAUUCGCACCUGUUUCCCCUACACGCCUUGUGUGCCGGGUCAAAUAGUAGUGAAGAAUGGUACAGACUUCGCCGACCAGGAGUGCGGCUUCUGUGGAUCCGGUCACUUUGCCAAGGGAGACAACUGUGUCACGUGUAGCUCGUGCAGUGGCAACACCACAGUUCUACGGCCAUGUGACGUCACGGCUGAUGUCGUGUGUUCGACAAUUCAACACGUAAACGAGACCGACGUUGAUCUACCUGACGAAGCUGGUGACACGACCAUUGUGAUACUGUCAAGCAUUGCGAUUGGUAUCUUCGUGUGUGGCGCUUCCGUCAUACUCAUUGUGGUCAUGAUCUUCAAACGAAAAUGUCGCGUACAGAAUGAUGACUCUAUUGUACAGACCGACAAAAGUAACGUCCCACUGCUAGUAGUAAAGACGCCGGCAGCGACUGCGACGUCCCAGUCCACCCCGCCAGUGACGGCUGAGGAGGCGAGGAAGGCGUUAGUGAAACGACAGCGAUCCAGGACCCUCAGUGAAAGCAGCGUCGUUAGUGCCAGCACACAGAUCUACUUCCCCUCUCUUCAAGACCCUGAUUCAUGGACUGGACACAUCUUCCCAAUUCUGUGUAAACAUCUAACAGGGAACUGGAAAAUGUUCAUGCGAAAUUUACCAGGUGACGAGGAGUACGCAUCAUGUAUCGACGCUCGCUGUGAUCAGAUCUGUGACGACAUCAGGAAUGACACACAGGAGCAGAUCUACAAGGCUCUCCGAGAGUGGAAACAAGCCCAUGAUUGGCCCAUCAUGUCUGUGGAGAGCAUUCUGUGCUCCUUGCAGACCAUUGGUGGAUGCGAGGUGAUGCAGAAGAACAUCUUUGACAAGGGACUCAAGCUGGACCAAAAAAACUCCGAAAAAAACCCGAAUAAUUGACAUUGGAUACCCAUUCAGUACUAUCUCGACGUGGUUAUACAGCGAGGGAAGCUGAGGAUUCAGCCCUCGUUUCGUAACCAAGAUAAAUAUUUUAAACGUUUCAUCUCCAUUUUCAAUCGUCUUUGGAUGUAACGAUACUUAAUGUUUAACUGGAGCUGGUACAUUGUUCUUCGUAUGCAAGUCGCCUACUGUUAAUAUUAUCGUGACAUCGUUUCACUGUCAUUAUUUCAAGUCUGAAUGGGGGGCACAGGUGGCCCAGUCGUCUAAGGCGCCGCGAUUUGCUGUGCAGAGUUGCGUCCCUUGAGCACGCCAGAAACCUAUGAUCGUGGGUUCGAAUCCCGGUUCGCUCUGAUUAUGUUUCUAGGUUUGUCAGCACCAUAGCGCGUGCUGGUGGGUUUCACCGAAGUGGUAAACGUCUGAGACCUGCAUCACUUCGGGCUUUCCUCCCACAUUAAGCUGACACGCCGCGAUAUAACUGGAAUAAUGUUAAAAGCGGCGUGAAACCCAACUCACUCACUCACUCAAGACUGAAUGUCAUGUGCAGGUUUGCCAACUUCGGAUGAUCUAACCUCAGGACAUCACGGAGACAAAUCACACUGGUUGCAAUUGUACCAUCCCUGUUACUUUAUCGGUUUCCAGUCUCAUCACAUUCGGUAGCAUCGUUGAUCUCCGUCUUCAUCAAAGAACAUUUAACUCUGUUAAAUUCAACUCGAAGUCUUAAGUGGAAUAAAUUCAAGUUCUUAUA
Molecule: messenger RNA, 2221 nt
Organism: Haliotis rufescens (red abalone)
Lineage: Eukaryota; Metazoa; Mollusca; Gastropoda; Lepetellida; Haliotidae
Exons: 8
Coding region: 76-1476 (466 amino acids)
Biological process (GO): signal transduction
Molecular function (GO): protein binding
Source: RefSeq, a predicted model, not a curated record